AUGAUCAGGGAUCAGUGGAGCAUCUUACAGUUAGUGGUUUCAGCUCCCACCAAAAGAGUGAGCCAUGCAAUGGGUGAGGGAUGAAUGUGGGAAAGGGAUAAGUCUCAUGACAUUUUCUCCUUUACAAUGACCAUGGCCUUUGUAGUGACUGCUUCCCCUCAUGUGGGUACUAGACCCCACAAUGGCUCUCCCAUCCUCAGAGCCACCAAAGAACAGAAAUCCCUCUGGAAUUCAGUCUGUGGCCAACCUCCCCUUUCUCUCUGGGUGGCUGGGGGUGAGGACGCCAGGGAGGGCACAUGGCCCUGGAAUGCCAGCCUCCGAUGGUUUAAACAGCACAUCUGUGGUGCCGCCCUAAUCUCCCACAGCUGGCUGCUCACUGCAGCCCACUGCAUUCCCAGCCGUGUGAAUGCUUCCCAGCUCUCAGUCCUCCUGGGUUCUCACCACCUGGACUCCCCAAGUCCCCAUGCCUUGGAGCAAGGAGUAAGGCAGAUCAUCCGGCAUCCUGCAUUCACCAGCCUGGAUGAGUCUGGUGGUGACAUAGCUCUGGUACAGCUUGACCUGCCUGUGCCCUUCUCUGAGAACAUCCUGCCCAUCUCUCUCCCUACAGCCUCUUCCCCAGUUCCUCCUGGGACAACCUGCUGGGUGACAGGCUGGGGAAAUAUUAAAGAAGGGGUUCCCCUCCCAGCUCCCCAAACCCUCCAGCAGGCCAAUGUUUCUCUCCUGUCCCAGGAGGCCUGUGAGACCCUUUACCAUCAAGACUCCCACCGUCCUCUUAAGGUCCCUGUCAUUGAGCAUGACAUGGUCUGUGCUGGCAGUGCAGAGGGCACCACAGCCUCCUGCCAAGGGGAUUCCGGGGGCCCUUUGUCUUGCCAUUUGAAGGACCGAUGGGUGCUAGGAGGUAUAGUAAGCUUGGGGGAGGUCUGCAGUGCCCCCAACCGCCCUGGAGUCUAUGCCAACGUGGCUGCCUUCACCCCUUGGAUCAUCACCCUUGCCCCUGAAGUACAGCAGAACCUCAUCCCCUCAUCGGCCUCAUUUUCCGGCCAUCCUGGAUUAUCCAUUCUUUUUAGUCUAUUCCUAGUGACAGCAGAGUUUCUGCUUGUAGGGCUGUAA
This is a messenger RNA of Trichosurus vulpecula (common brushtail), 1110 nucleotides long. Its product is annotated as serine protease 33-like. Gene Ontology annotation, biological process: proteolysis. Gene Ontology annotation, molecular function: serine-type endopeptidase activity. Lineage: Eukaryota; Metazoa; Chordata; Mammalia; Diprotodontia; Phalangeridae. The record is from RefSeq and is a predicted model, not a curated record.